AUGGAUCAACGAACCCCUGUUGAAGAAUGGUUUCCGGGCCCCCAAAAGAUUGACCAACCCUAUCCAAUCAUCAACGACACAUCAGGCAUCCCUCUCAAGGCUGAGCUUGUUGUUCCACCCCCCGAUCAAGUUUCCAAAGGCGGGUGUAUCGAAUGCUUAGGCGUGCUUAAGCUGCCGAUGCCUGACCCGGAGCACUGGUUGCCAGACGGGAGUUACGUCACAGUCAAAAUAUCAUCCUCGCCUGCAGAAAGCCAUCAAUCUUCUCCUAGUCGCGGGUCAAUUUGUGAUGGAAACUCUGAGAAAAACUACUGGUACGGAGAGACUCGUGAGUAUGAAUCUUCUGUCACUUCCGAGUGUGAUGUUUCCCCAGCAUUCACCGGUAAUUCAUUCCACGAAGAGAUAGCAUGCGAUCCGGAGGAUCCUACGAAUAAGGACACCAAUAUACCCCUUACUACGCUCAGUGGUGGCUGGAACUAUCCUAACACGGACACCUUGUACUUCUUCUUCGAAAACGUCACCUUCCCCAAAGCCGGCAUAUUCCGAGUCAAGUUCGAAAUCGUCAUGAUGGGGUAUAGGGACCGGUAUGAUCGUCCUCAUGAAAACGAUUACUACCCAUUCUUAAAAAGCAAUUUCUGGAACUAUGAGGAUAUCCCGGACGAGGAAAAAAUGGAAGAAUACAAGAAGACCGGUUUCCGCGCGGGCGUUUUGGUAGCUGGUGAGGACACAAUCGUCUCAGAUGAACCCGACUGGAGAGGAAUGAACGAUCCUGCCAAUUGGAUAUCAGGUUCCAGGGCAAGGGCAAUAAUCGAAAUGAUCGAGGAGAAGAAACGCAACUGCAUCAAGGUCCUCAACAAUAACCUCGAACCUGAAACGCCUUUGCCUACCUAG
Messenger RNA from Neurospora tetraspora, 888 nucleotides. RefSeq lists its product as uncharacterized. NCBI's taxonomy places the organism in Eukaryota, Fungi, Ascomycota, Sordariomycetes, Sordariales, Sordariaceae. The coding region runs from base 1 to 888 and encodes 295 amino acids. The record is from RefSeq and is a predicted model, not a curated record. The transcript has 4 exons.